UUGAAAGGGAAAGGAAGCGUUACUGAACAAAACAGAACUGAACAGUGUGAAAUAAAUUAGAGGGAGGAACCCUCGAUUUGUGCUUUCGCUCUAUCUUUUACAAAUUUUCCCUUUUUCUUGCUGUGUUGAGUUCAGUAAUUCCAGAAACAUUACGCAAUUUUCAAGCCGAACCCUACUAUCAACUAAGCACUUCUCGGUUUACAAUCUGGAGGUAUGAGUUCGUCUUCGGCAGAUGUUUUUCCAGCAAUUCAGGAAGUUAUGCUGGAGUUCCGUGCUGGUAAAAUGUUUCUCGAGGGAAAAAGGGUUGUUCCUGAUACACGAAAAGGGCUUGUUCGAAUUGUUAGGGCUGAGGAGGGAUUAGUUCAUUUCCAAUGGCUUGAUCGCACACAAAAUAUUGUUGAAGAUGAUCAGAUUAUAUUUCCCAAUGAGGCUGUUUUUGAGAAGAUUAAUCAAACAUCUGGAAGGGUUUACAUAUUGAAGUUUAAUAGCGAUGACAGGAAAUUCUUCUUCUGGAUGCAGGAGUCAAAUGCAGACGGUGACUUGCAACUCUGUAGCUCAGUGAAUGAUUACAUCAAUAGACCAUUGGAGUUAGGUGAAGAGGAGCCUGAGGGAUCUCUUCCACUUCAAGUGUCUGAAGACAUGGCUGAGGAUGACAUCACAUCUAGAGCUGCAAACUUAGGUAUCCCAAACUUGCGUGUGGAAGCAACUAGUGAUGUACCGUCUUCUGGUCGGGUUAGAUUGGAAGAUCUCCAGAGAAUAUUGAGUGACAUUGGGCCUGCAGAUAGUAUUGUUGAUCCUGAUGGAGGCUUGGGACUUGGCGAUAUAUUGAAGCCUGAUCUAAUAAUGCCAUUGAUGGAGACAUUACCUUUGGAGCAGCGUUUAGCUCCCUACUUACCUGAGGGUAAGUGGUCUCCAGAAGAGAUAUUGGAGUUGUUACAGAGCCCACCUUUCCGUCAGCAAGUAGAUUCAUUUACUUAUGUACUUCGUACUGGGCAGAUAGACUUGUCUCAGUUUGGAAUUGAUCCAAGUAAAUACAAGUUCACAGUUUUGUCUUUUCUUGAGGCACUUGAGGAUUCUGUUUCCGAGUCGUUAGAGUCUGAAGAAGCUAGGCAAGAUGAUCAGGAUUUAAGAUCUCAAUCUUGUAAUCGUCAUGACGCAAUGGAUGAAUCUCAGUAGAGUGGCUUAUUCAGCAUCGUUCUUUUUUUUUACUUCUAUAAAUACAAGAAUCAUCUCAUGUUUUUAUAUUUUUGGACAUUUUCUGCUUAAAAGAAAUUUAAAAUGCAGUAACAAGUUGCAAAUGUCAUUUGAGAAUCUUUAAAGGUUAUAUAGUGAAGUAUUGAUCAAUAAAGUCUAAGCAAUCUGCUUCCCGUU
Molecule: messenger RNA, 1371 nt
Organism: Vigna angularis (adzuki bean)
Lineage: Eukaryota; Viridiplantae; Streptophyta; Magnoliopsida; Fabales; Fabaceae
Product: 26S proteasome regulatory subunit RPN13
Exons: 14
Coding region: 214-1176 (320 amino acids)
Biological process (GO): ubiquitin-dependent protein catabolic process
Cellular component (GO): proteasome regulatory particle, lid subcomplex; cytoplasm; nucleus
Molecular function (GO): endopeptidase activator activity; proteasome binding; ubiquitin binding
Source: RefSeq, a predicted model, not a curated record